AUGGCACAGCCCGUGCCUCAUCAGCCCACCGAUCGAAAGCGCGUCAAGGUCUACGAGCUUCGCAACAAUGACUGGUUUGACAGAGGUACUGGCUUCUGUAGCGCGAGCUUCGAGACUCUUGACGAUGGUCGCAAAGAUCCGCGCGUCGUCGUCGAAUCAGAAGAUCAUCCCGACCGUCUCCUAUUAGAAACAAAGAUUCAGAAAGAAGAUGGAUUUCAGAAACAGCAAGGCACGUCCACAUGUCUGAUAUGCGCUCUACAAACGUCAUACCCUGAUCGUGUGGCAGGAACCCAGCAGUGGUGUCGAUAUGGCAUUGAGCUUCCAGGAAGCAGAAGGAUGCGCAUUAAUCUGGCGUUUCGUGAGCAACGUCCAACAAACCUUUCACAACCAUUUACCUGGCGCUGGUAUGCAGUCUUAUCUUCUAUGGAGGAACACGUUGCUAAUACUUUAUCUGCAGACGAUGGCCUUUCCGAUGAUCUUGCCAUCGACGUUCCGCCAGCUAUCAACUUGCCCAACGCCGAACUUGGAAAUCUUGGCGACAUCGAAUCAACUAUGCGAAUGAUGAACACUACGGCUAACGGUAGAGACGCGCUGGCCAAGGCAAUCAUGGCUGAAGAUUUUAUUGGCAAGAUCGUUCCAUUGGUUGAGAUGGCCGAAGACCUAGAGAGCCUUCAAGACUUGCACCGACUUUGCAACAUCAUGAAGACAGUUAUUCUUCUCAACGACACGUCGAUCAUCGAGCACGCGGUAUCGGAUGAAUGUGUUUUGGGUGUUGUUGGCGCGCUAGAGUACGACCCUGACUUUCCUAGUCAUAAAGCCAACCAUCGACACUGGUUGGGUAAUCAGGGCCGCUACAAGGAAGUCGUUCCGAUUGAAGAUGAACAAAUCCGCAGGAAAAUCCACCAAACAUACAGACUGCAGUACUUGAAAGACGUGGUUCUUGCCCGUAUUCUCGACGACCCCACAUUUUCAGUUCUCAAUUCCCUCAUCUUUUUCAACCAGGUCGACAUUGUUCAGCAUCUGCAAGCAAAUGCCGCUUUUCUUAACGAGCUUUUCGGUAUCUUCAGUCCUUCAAACAACGACCAGAAGAGGAAGAAGGAAGCAGUGCUCUUUAUUCAGCAAUGCUGUGCUAUAGCAAAAAACAUUCAGCCACCAGCGCGUCAGACAUUGUACAACAAUUUCCUUGCUCAUGGACUUUUACAAGUCAUUAAUUUCGGAUUGCGGCAUCAUGAUGUUGGCGUUCGGGUCGGAGCUACUGACAUCCUGAUAUCCAUCAUCGAUCACGAUCCUCAAAUGAUUCGACAAACAUUAUAUCGCCAAGUACACGAGAAAGUGACCCCUCUCACCGAUUCUUUGAUCGACCUUCUUCUUGUCGAGGUUGAUCUUGGUGUGAAAUCUCAAAUAUCAGAAGCGCUCAAGGUUCUUCUAGACCCUGGCCCCCAGCAACUCCAAAAUGAGAAUUUCCAGAAAGCCAACGGUGAGCUUUAUAGCCAAGAAAUGCUACAGGCCUCUACUGACCCCCGACAAGAGGUUUUCCUUCACGCCUUUUACGCGGAUUCUGCACCAAAGCUGUUCAAGCCACUGGCCGACUUGGAGAAGCGAACCGAUAUGAACUUCAGCGUUCAGCAAGCGUCGAUGUUUACAUAUCUCAUCGACAUUCUUACAUUCUUCAUUCGCCAGCAUGCAGUACGUGUGAAGUUUUAUGUCAUGGGCCAUGAUAUCGCCAAGCGUGUCUCCCAGCUACUUGGAUGCUCCGAGAAAUUCUUACGAUUAGUCGCUAUUCGCUUUUUCCGCUCAAUAAUCGGAAUGCAAGAUGAGUUCUACAUUAAACAUCUCACGGAGAAGCAAGUGCUGGGGCCUAUUCUUGAAGUACUUAUCGGAACUAUGCCUCGGGACAACCUACUGGCAUCGGCAUGCCUCGAGUUCUUUGAGUUCAUCAAGAAGGAGAACGUUAAAGAUGUUAUCAAGUAUCUUGUGGUCAACCACAGAGACCAACUGAUGACUCUGAGCUAUAUGCCUACAUUCCGAGACAUCGUCCUUCGAUACGAUCAAACCAGAGGUUACACAUCAAACGUUGAUUAUUUUAUGGAGGGCGAAGACGAGAUGGGAAGAAGACCCCCACCUAACACAAGAUUGAUGGAACAGAUCACCGUCGACCAAGAACAAGAGGAAUAUUGGGCAGGAUCUGACAAUGAAGAAGAAGAGGACAAUUCAAGCAAGGAUGGAGAAAAGACGCCGUCUACGAAUGGAUCUAUCACCUCCAAGCUCCUCGUUGAUUACGCUUCCGACGAGGAGACGGACGAAAACGCCGACCCCGAGGCAACGCCAGACAGUCACAGCGAUGUAGCAUCAGAUGCCGUGGGCUCGCCGAUCGACUCGAGUCUAGGAGGAGGUGUUCCACCACCAGAGCGGCUUUCAGAGAAACGUCGACGUGAAGAGGAGGAAGAUGACGACGAAAUCGGCAAGCUAAUGCACAACAAGCGACGCAAUAGUAGCGGCUCUAUCAGCUCGGUCUCUAGUAACCCUCGAGGCUUGACAAAACGAAAAAGCUUCACUGCCGGCUCUACCAGCGGAAGCAGUAAGAAGAUCGCGAUUAGUCUUUCUUCCGGCUUAAAAACAGGCAGCGGCCCAGGGUCAAACGAGGAGUCGUAA
Messenger RNA from Fusarium venenatum, 2652 nucleotides. The record is from RefSeq and is a predicted model, not a curated record. Lineage: Eukaryota; Fungi; Ascomycota; Sordariomycetes; Hypocreales; Nectriaceae.